This is a messenger RNA of Micropterus salmoides (largemouth bass), 3086 nucleotides long. It is a transcript of the gene col8a1a, whose product is annotated as collagen, type VIII, alpha 1a. Gene Ontology annotation, molecular function: protein binding. The record is from RefSeq and is a predicted model, not a curated record. Bases 1 to 2232 code for a protein of 743 amino acids. NCBI's taxonomy places the organism in Eukaryota, Metazoa, Chordata, Actinopteri, Centrarchiformes, Centrarchidae. The transcript is spliced from 2 exons.
AUGCCUCCCCUCCCUGUCCCCUUGCUCCUGACACUGCUACAGCUUGUAGUAUUUACUUAUGUGAGUGGUGGGGCAUACUACGGACACAAGCAACACCCUCAGCCAUACCAGCAAAUGCAGCACCUCCAACACAUGGGCAUGGGCAAAGAAGGCUUUCCCCAACAGCAGUACCUUGGAAAAGAGGUGCCCUAUAUGCAGUAUCCCCACUACAGGAAGGAGCUUCCUCAGGUGCCCAUGCACAAAGGCAAAGAAAAUGCUCGUAAAGGUGGCAGCUAUAAUGGUGGCCAAGACAAAGGUCAGACAAUCCCUAGUGGUGCUGAGGGAAUUCCCCAAGGAGAGCCGGGUCCAGCUGGGCCACCUGGACCAGAGGGACCUCCAGGACCUCCUGGACCUCCAGGCAACGGACAGCCAGGACCUGCAGGUCGACCCGGACCUCCUGGUCCACCAGGAGUGCCUGCAGUGGGCAAACCAGGUUUACCAGGACUGCCAGGCAAGCCAGGAGGAAAUGGUGAGGCUGGACCACAAGGAGAAAUGGGCCCUAGGGGUGAUGAAGGGCCAGCUGGACAGCCAGGGCCUCAAGGUCCCCCAGGACCACCUGGGCUACCAGGAAUAGGUAAACCUGGGGUACAAGGAUUACCAGGUCAACCAGGGCCCAAAGGAGAGCCAGGUCACAAAGGUCUUCCAGGACUUCCAGGAUUACCAGGACCCAAAGGAGAGAAAGGGAUGGGCCAGCCAGGACAACCUGGUCACAAAGGGCUCCCAGGUCCCCCAGGACCAGCUGGCCCAAGAGGGCUUCCUGGUUUUGGAAAACCUGGGUUGAACGGGGCACCAGGCCCACAAGGACCACCAGGAGAGAAAGGAUAUCCUGGAGAUCAAGGAGCAGCUGGGCCACCUGGUGAAGGAGGACAGCCUGGCCCACCAGGUCUACCUGGUCAAGGAAAGCCAGGUCAAAAUGGCCUGCCAGGACAGCCAGGCAUGCCAGGUGGGAAAGGUCAUCCAGGACCACCAGGUUUGCCAGGAAAGCCAGGACUGCCUGGAUUUGGUAAACCAGGUCUCCUAGGACCAAAGGGCGACAAAGGUAUGGGUGGGCCACCGGGAUCUCCAGGACCAAAAGGAGAUAAGGGUCAAGGAGGACUCCCUGGAAUGCUUGGACCCCCUGGACCAAAUGGUCCACCAGGUCCUCCAGGCCUUAUGGGACCCCCAGGAGGUUUAGGUGCGCCUGGUCCUAAAGGAGAAUGUGGAGAAGGAGGACCUAAAGGGCUUGAUGGAGCCCAGGGAGACCCUGGUCCAUCUGGGAUACCUGGUAAGGAUGGUCUGCCAGGAGAUCGUGGAGAGCCAGGACCAAGAGGUCCACCAGGACCAAGUGGCGCCAAAGGAGACGAUGGGCAUAAAGGUCUACCUGGUACACCUGGUCCUCCAGGACUUCCUGGGCCAAAAGGACAAAGCGGAUUACCUGGUGAUAUGGGACCUCAAGGUCCUAAAGGAAUCCCUGGAAUGGAUGGCGCAGCUGGACCAUUGGGGCCUCCUGGUCCUCCGGGGCCAAAAGGAGAAAGUGGUCCACCUGGUCCACCAGGCAUUGUAGGUGAGGGGAGUCCAGGUAUUAAUGGUCCCAUUGGACCCCCAGGGAAAGAGGGCCCAUCAGGACCCCCAGGACGACCAGGUCAAGCAGGCCCUCCUGGACCACCAGGCCCACCUGGACCACCUAGUAUGUCUCCGGACAUGGCAGGAGUACUCUCUGAGAUGGGCCCUGGACUAGAUGGUGUUAAGGCUGGUAGUUAUGGUAAGAAGGGCAAGUAUGGAGGGAAUGGGGCAGAAGUAAUGGGUGCUAGUGGGUUGGAAAUGCCAGCAUUCACAGCUGUAGCAACAACUCCCUUUCCACCUGUGGGCACUCCAGUCGUCUUUGACAAGCUCUUGUACAAUGGUCGCCAAAACUACAACCCCCAGACAGGAAUUUUCACCUGUGACAUGCCUGGCAUUUAUUACUUUGCCUACCACAUUCAUUGCAAAGGAGCUAACGUGUGGGUGGCUUUGAUGAGGAACAAUGAGCCAGUUAUGUAUACAUAUGAUGAAUACAAAAAGGGUUUCCUAGAUCAAGCAUCAGGGAGUGCAAUAUUGCCUCUGCAACCUGGGGACACUGUGUAUAUUCAGCUGCCCUCAGAUCAGGCCUCAGGACUUUACGCUGGGCAGUAUGUGCACUCUUCCUUUUCCGGGUAUUUGUUAUAUCCGAUGUAAAACCACAAACUGCAGCAAGGGAGAGGCUUUAGUGAAAACAAAGUGGGAGCAUGUUUUUUUAAAAUUAUCAUGAUCAUAAAUCACCUUAGCAGUAUUUUUAAUGUAAAGUCAACAAACUAUUGAUUUUGUCAGCAGCGAUGAGAAGACAAGAUAAAAUAUCUUGAAGAAAUUUGAAGUAUGAUGGUGUGUAUAUACAGCAGUUUUUAUACUGUAUAGCCUUACUGUGAUGUAAUUAGGAGAACAAAGAUGUUUUCUUUUACAGUUUUGAAGAUAUAAAAGAAUAUAUGAAAAGGCAUUCAAGGAACACCUCAAAAAUAGCUGCACAUGUAUUUUCAUACAGAAGAGUACCCAAAACCUAUCAGUACAAUUUGUUACUAGGUACAAACAUAUGAAGGGAACAUGUAAAGGGUAUACACAAGAAGAUCAAACAAACCGUGCAGCAUCACAUUUUGUUUCUGCACCUCUUCAAAACUGGCAGCUACCCUAUGUGGUGGAGAACAAAAUACAGUAGAAAACAUUCAUUUUGGUAGGAAAUUUAUAUUUUUGCAUGCAUAUAAAUAUUAUUUUUGUCUCUCUUGUUGAUAAUGGCAAGCAUGUAAAAGGUCUCUUGAGAAUGACAACACAUUAAAAGGUUUGCAUUACAGCAGUUUGCACAUGUUUUAGAGGUAAACGCAUUAACCUGCAGAUGACUGAGAUUAGGAAAAAGGUUAAAUGUAUCGGCUUUUCAGAGAAUCAAUUUCAAAAAGCUCCCAAGUUACCAAAAAAAUCUAUUUGCAAAAUAGUGCUGGAGAACAAAAAAUUAGAUGGUAAAAUUAAAUAAUAACGCGCAUGAUAUAUGUUGCUGAGUGACAAUU